Molecule: messenger RNA, 8883 nt
Organism: Microplitis mediator
Lineage: Eukaryota; Metazoa; Arthropoda; Insecta; Hymenoptera; Braconidae
Gene: GABA-B-R3
Product: gamma-aminobutyric acid type B receptor subunit 2
Exons: 19
Coding region: 863-5212 (1449 amino acids)
Biological process (GO): G protein-coupled receptor signaling pathway; gamma-aminobutyric acid signaling pathway
Cellular component (GO): G protein-coupled receptor heterodimeric complex; membrane
Molecular function (GO): G protein-coupled GABA receptor activity
Source: RefSeq, a predicted model, not a curated record
AUCACAUCUCGCGGACGUUUUGUUAUCUUAUUUAUCGUACGAUUGUAGGAACGAACUUUUUUAAAUUUUAAAAAAAUUUUUUUAAUUUAAAGAAAAAUUUUUUUUGCUAAUAAUUUUUUUUACUUUUUUUUUAUUGAAAAAUUUUAUAGUUUGUGAGAUUUUAUGUCAAUGUUUAAAUUUCAGAAAAAAAAAUCGUUUUAUUAGUUAAUAAAAAAACAAGAAAUUGAAAAGUGUAAAGUGAAUAAAAAUAUUUGUUUGAUUGUUUUCACAGUUUGUGACAUAAUAAAAUCAGCGAAUAAACUCUCGUGUAAACAACGUUAUCUAUUUAAAAUUUUAUUUGUAAUAAUAUUGAAUUGGAUGAAAUUAAAUAUAAUGGAGAGAAAUUGGGUAAAAAUAAUAAAAAUAAACGUGGGGAGAUAAUAGUUGAAUUAUGAGCCAUCGAAAGACAUUAACCCGCUUAAUGUUGUUUGUAGUCAAUCAUCACCGUAUUUGAUCUGCUAACAAACAUCCGUGCAAAUGAGAUCGCUGUGGUUUGAUAACAAACGGGAUCGAGUAUUCAUCGGAGAUUUGCUCGGCAUGACCAUACUCCCGAAUGUAUUACCUCUUUGUUGAAUAACCAAUGGACGUAUUACGAAUUACAACUAAAGUAAUUCAUUGAACAAAUUCGAUUUAUUUGUUAUCGUUAUUAUUGAAUUAUUGUGAAGUUUUUAAAAUAUUCAUCACGAUGGAGGAUUUGAGUUUGAAUCAAAUUAAUAAAAAAUUUUUUUACUUUAUCUUCAUAACUUUUCAAUGGUAGAUACGAGAUGUACAAGUUGAGAUUCGAAGCAUCGAAAUCAAGUCGUCGAAUAAACGACGGCUGACUAUGUCGUCAGAUCAUCGUGGAUACCAUCUUCACCACCUUCACCACAAUCUCCAAUUACCCUUACAAUCAGCCAGCCAUCAGUUCAUUAAAUUAUUCAUCUUACUGCUUCUCACAUCAAUAAAUUACGCUGACUACUACAAAACUAUUAUUACACCUUCAACUACUGGUUCUACAACAGCAGCAACUAAUAAUAAUAAUAAUCCGUCUUGGAAUUCAAACAAAACCCAAUUAAUCACCAAGAACUUAAACUUGACAGACAAUUAUUACUAUAAAGCAGCUGAGAAUUCAAUAACAAUCCUUAAACGAGUUAUUAAAGACUCUUCAAAUGUCGUAAGGUAUGACAACAAUCUCCAAUCUACACUCAAGUUCACUACUAUAACUUCCACCUCAACCCCAUCUCAAGCUCAAGCUCAAGCUACAUCAGAAUGCACGUCUAUUGAUUGCGGAUAUGAUAAAUCAGCUCCAACUCUAUCUCCAACUCAAUUUCCAUUGCCAGCUUCAACUCCAAAUGAGACAAAUAAUUUAACUCUUGACCCAAAAGUACUCUCGACAAGUGAGACCGUAGCAUAUAAUGACCUGGCGACAACAAAACCCAGUUAUAAAAAUAAAAAAAAAGUAAAGUUAUCAACAAGUUUGAAUUUAGCGAGUGAUAUAGCCCGUGGUUAUCGUGACAAUGUGGGUGUUGAUGAUAAAAAUGAUACAGGGUUAGAAGAAAAAAGUUUUAAUGGCAGUAAUGAUAAAUUAGAGGUGACUAUUCUAGGGCUAUUUGAACUCUCACGUGGGAAUGAAGCACGUCCGGAGGGAUUCAGUGAAUUCCAGGCUGCUAAGCUAGCUAUCGAUCGCAUUAAUCAGAUGGAAAUGUUGGACAAAUUUCGACUGAGGCUCAUUCACAACGAUACUAAGUGUGAUCCUGGUGUAGCAGUAGAUCGUUUUUUCUACGCACUGUACACAGAAAAAAAAUCAACAGUGAUGCCAUUUCUAUUAGGAACAGCGUGCUCUGAAGUAACAGAAACUCUGGCUAAAAUAGUACCAUACUGGAACAUCGUUCAAGUGUCUUAUGGUUCAAUAGGACCCGCACUGUCAGAUCAAUUUGAAUUUCCUCUAUUUUUGCGAACUGUCGCACCAGACUCUAGUCACAACCCAGCGCGGAUUGCUCUCAUCAAGUACUUUGGAUGGGACACUGUAACAGCUUUAUCACAAAAUGGAGACAUGUACUCGCUGGCAGUUAACGAUCUUGUAACUGAAUUAGAACAGGCUAAUAUAACAUGUACAGCAACGAUAACUUUCGGCGAAAAUGAUUAUAAAGAACAACUUAAAUUACUGAAGGACUUGGACACGAGAAUAAUUAUUGGAAGUUUUUCACCAAAACUCGCACCUCUACUAUUUUGUGAAGCAUACAAAUUAGGAAUGCACGCUGGUGACUAUGCAUGGAUCUUACCAGGGGAAACAAUCGACUUAUCUGGGAUGACUGUAGAUUGGUGGCAUUCACCAGGGUCAGGUGAUUGUUCACCCUCGCAACUUACGCAGACUCUCAAUGGUCUCAUUAUUGUUAAUAGCUAUGGCACAGUUUUAACUCAAGAACUGAGCUCUUCGGGUCUGACAAGUGCUGACUUUACAUCAGAGCUAGCUAAAAGAGGUGUCACAAUGUCAAGAUUUGCUGCCCAAACAUACGACGCUGUUUGGUCGAUAGCAGUAUCGCUCUCAAAUACGGAAUUAAUAUUAAAUGAACGUAACACAAGUAUAGCUGAGUAUACACACGCACGCAAAGACAUCGCUUACGAGCUGCUGGCAGAAUUGAAAAAUCAAAAUUUUCUCGGCGUUUCAGGUCCUGUUUCUUUCGAUGGCGCUGAUCGUGUUGGCAUUACAGCAUUUUAUCAAAUGCAUAGUCACACAGUAAAAAGAAUAGCCAUAUACACGCCAGAAGAUGAUAAUUUAACUCUAGACUGUCCGGGAUGUGCCAAAGUGCGUUGGCCAGGCGGGCACCCGCCAGUCGCGCGUCGAGUAUUUCGCAUUCGGAUGAUGACAAUAGACACCGCAGCAUUUUUAACAGUAUCAUGUCUAGCAAGUGUCGGAAUGACAUUAGCGCUGUCAUUUCUCGCCUUCAAUCUUCAUUUUCGCCGACACAAGAGCAUUAAACUUUCAAGUCCGAGACUCAAUAAUAUGGCAGCAGUAGGAUGUGCUUUGGUUUAUGGAGCCGUUAUUCUUCUUGGUCUAGACCAUGCCACCCUACCUAAUGAUUAUUUUCCAACCAUAUGUACGGCGCGUGUCUAUUUAUUAUCUGCUGGUUUCUCACUAGCAUUUGGCUCAAUGUUUACGAAAACUUAUCGCGUUCAUCGGAUAUUUACCCGAAGUCGCAGUGGAGUUGUUAAGAACAAGUUACUGCAAGACACCCAACUAAUUAGUUUAAUAUGUGUGCUUUUACUGAUCGAUGGACUUGUGGUAACUCUGUGGGUGACAUUGGAUCCGAUGGAGCGAUAUCUUCGUAACCUCACGUUAGAGAUAAGCCCUCAGGAUCGUGGGGUUGUCUAUCAACCACAGGUUGAAGUAUGUCGAUCACAGCACACUAAUGGCUGGUUGGCCUCUUUGUACGCUUACAAAGGCCUUUUACUUGUAGUUGGUGUCUACAUGGCUUGGGAAACACGACACGUAAAGAUACCGGCGCUCAAUGACUCGCAAUACAUCGGUAUGAGUGUUUACUCGGUGGUUAUAACGUCAGGAAUAGUAGUAGUCCUUGCAAAUUUAAUGUCCGACCGUGCGACUUUAGCGUUUGUUACGAUCACUGCCCUAAUUCUCGCCUCGACGACAUCAACGCUUGUACUACUGUUCCUACCCCAAUUAGCAAAUAUUAUGGGUGGCGAAAGAACAGAUCCAGUUGUACAGAGUUUAGGAUUAAAAAUUGAAUGUAAUACUAGAAGAUUUGUUACUGAUGAUCGAAGAGAGCUGCAGUACAGAGUAGAAGUGCAGAAUCGUGUGUACCGUCGUGAAAUGGCACAAUUGGAAUUGGAGUUAGCGAGACUGGAAAAACAAUUAGGCCAAGAACAGAUAGAUCCCUCUCACGCCUCGUCUAGUGCAUCUAUACCCCAACGAAAUCCGAGCAUCGGAGGUGGAUUACCUUUGUUAUUGUUAAGUGUGCUUCCGCCAGUUAUUCCGCGGGCUAGUUGGCCAUCCGCGGAUUCUUCUGGCAUGCGUCGCGGAACCGUAGCAUUUAGCAGCCAGCCGGAUUUGGAACCAGGUGGACCUAGAAGAAGCUUAGCUGACAUCUACAAGCUUCAAUGGAGACGAGAGACUGAAGGACCAAAUCGAUUGGGAGUUUUUCAAAGAUUGUUUAGCCUCUUUGGCAGCCGACCUAAUAGCAGGAAAACUUCAACUGCUUCAUUUACUGGUGUAGCUUCAGCAUUGAAAGUGCACAUGGGUUACAUAGCCGGCCUAGUACCUGGCACAAAAGCCUCAUCAACCUGUCAAAUGAACAUACCCCAGGGUCUACGAACUCCUCAUCCUCACUGUGGAUCUGGGCCCAUUAUCAACAUAACUAGUGACGAGGAGAGACGUUUAAGUUUAGGGUUGAGACGUAAAGAAAGCAGCGAACCACGUGUUAAUUUCAGUUUACCUUCAAAAGCGAAUACAAGUCAGUCAUCAUCACGAGAAAAAAUUCGCGGUUCACCACGAUUUCCCCACCGCAUAAUGCCCGCAACAAGUUUGAAUACUAUUUCCGUAGAUAUUAAUGCAUCUGAACCAAUGCGUUGGCAUUCAAUGGAAGAUGCAUCACGUUCUAAAAAUACAACAAAUUUAGGACGUGAUAACAUUCAUUUAAAUAUAAAUAAAAACACAAAUACUACUAAUAAUAGUAAAAAUCUAUUGGGACAGUACAAUUACGCGGUUAAUUACGAUGUAUGGGCAACACACGAAGUUGGUAUUCCCUUAAGUGAAUUGGCAAACAGUGCAAGAGGACAACGACAACCUUACAAUGAUACAACAAAUCAACAAUCGCUAAUUAUCCCUGCGGAUUCAGAUGUCAGUGCUGAUGAUUUACUAGCUUGUGAUUUUAGCAAACUCUUUAGGGAUGACAUCGCACCAACACAAUCUAAUUAUUGUGUUAAUGAUGGUGACUGUGAAGCUGAAGAAUUUAAAAUAAAUAAUUUAUUAAAUAAUGAUAAUAAAAAGUUAUCUUUUAAUAGAGAUGUAGAGACUGUUGUUGUUGAUAUUGAAAAUACUGAUAAAUGUUCUGGAUGUAAUGAUAGUGAUACUAAGAAUGGGGAUGAGAAUCCAGAUGAAAGGGAAAAAAAUAAUGAUGCUGCCGUUCAAUCGGGACAUUGUGAUUUAUCUUUAGAUCGCAAUGACGAUACACAAUAAUUUAUUAAAUAAUUAUGAUAAUAAUUAUUUCUUACUCUGUAUACUGAUAAAAGUAUUCGUGUUCAUAUUUUUUAUUUUUUUUUUUUUACUUUUGAUUUUUUUCGGUUCAUUUUGAAAUAAAGUUUUUUAAUCUUCGGUACUCGUGUUCAGAUUUAUGAAAAUAAUUAUUAGAUCUCGUUAAUUUAAUGGAUUAAUCAAGAAAAUAAAUAUUUACGUGAUAGUAAUUUUGGACGUUAACGUAUACGUAUUUGUAAAGUAAUUUAACUUUAAAGGGACGAAUGUUGUGAUAAUUUAUUAAUUUUUUUCAUUAUUUUGGGAAUACGGAGAUGAAAUUUUAAAAAAAUUACGAUGAAAAAGACCUACGGGAACUCUUCCUAUGGACGAAAGUAGAUUGAGCUAAAGUAUAAUGACCAAAAAUUUUUGGCUGCGUAACAUUUGACCCGACGUCAUAAUACCCGGAAACCAAAAUACCCACGACAAAAUAGCCGUGAUAAAAUAAUCGCAAGCCAAAAUAUCUAUAAAUAAGAUACUAAUAGAUGUGGAAUAUCAUAAAAAAUCAAAAAGAUAAUUAAAUAAUUGUGUGAAAUUGACGAAAUGUGAUCGAAUUUAGAAAAAUAAUACACAGACUGGUAAUGGUAUUGUGCCAUUUUUCCACGGGUUUUGUGCGUGUGUAAUUACUGAAAUAUAUUAAUGCACACGUAUGCAAUAGUACAUGCCUUUUUUUCACGCGUUUUGUGUGUGUAAAUACGGAAAUAUGUAAAUGCACACGCUUGCAAUAAUUUUGUGCCCUUUUAUAGCAGAUUUUUUUUUUCGAUUAUUUUACCAUUAAGUCAUUUUUUUUUUGGAAACGUUUUGUCAUGUAGAUAUUUUGUUUAAAAAUAUUUCGUCAUGAGGAUAUUUUGUCCCGGGGAUAUUUUCUCUGGUGAUAUUAACGCGUGUCACUUCCCAACAGAACCGUGGGUAAUUCAAUUUGAGUAUAUUAUCAAGUAAUAUAUACAUUCAAAAUGAUAGAUACAUUUAUUAAUAACGUAAAAUAUUUCAAUUUGCGGGUAUUUUGUCACGGGUGUUUUAGUUUGCGGGUAUUUUGGUUUGCGGUUAUUUUGACAGUGGGUAUUUUGGCAUUCGGUCAAUUGUCGUGUUACCAAAUUUUUUUGAUCAUUUUUCUUUAAAAAAUUGAAAUAACGAUUAUAUUAAUAUUUCUGUAGAUGUAAGUGGUUACUUAUGAUUUCUAGGUAGAUUAAAUGAUUUACGGAGUAAGAGAUUAUUGUUAUAAUGUUCUAUAUAGUUUAUUUACAUGUGCCAAAUGAAAUAAGGAAUGUAUUAAUCACUAUCGGGACCAAUGGAGUAUUUUACGAAAGUAUUAACCAACGUUUCAGUAUUUAAACUGUUGGAGGAAAUCGUCUGGCAAUAAAUAUAUUAAGAAGUAAGAUAACAUAAUCACUCGCUAAAAUUUAUUUUUUAUGAGGAAUUGGCUUUAAAGUAAAAAUCGAUCUUAAAUUUUUAAAUUUUACUUUUAGUCUUGUGAUGAAUUUUAAACUCAUAAAGAAUAUAGAUAUUUUUUUCUUAAAUUAAAGUUGAAAACAUAAAAUGUUUUUGGUAAAAAAUUUUUUUAAUCAAACGGGUCUUUGGCUUUUUAUCAGUUCCCUAUAAAUUUUAUCCUAGUUGAGUUAUCUUCAGAAAGUUACUUUACACCCGUUUCUGAAAGUGUUUUGCGGCAGAUUUAUAAAAGACGGAUAAAACGUAUGUAAAGAGAGUUCUUUCCGCAGAUUUCAUGAGGAUUAUUUCUACAUAAAAAAAAUUUGAUGCUACAACAACAUUAUCACUGAUAUUAGAAUAAUAUCACGUAUAUGGAAUAUGUUUAAAAACAGCGUGAUACAAAUUUGCGAUUAGUUUUCGCGCAUGCUCAAAUACAUAAUGUGUAUCAGGUGGUAUUAUUACUGUAUAUAUUUUAGUAUCACUUUGAUCCGUGCAAAAACUUACAAAAAAUAUGUGUACGCAGUUUGCAGGAAUUUUUGAGCAUAAUGUUUAUCAAAAAUUUUAGGGAAAGAUUUGUUGCAGAUAUUCUUAAGCCAUUGUACUUUUUUUCUAGAAUCGCUCUGUGCUCAAAUGCAAUACCUAUAUAGCAGAAUAUACUAGCGGAUCCGAAUUACAGUAAAUUACCGUAUUUUACUGUUGAAUACCAUAUUUCUACAGCAACUUUGCCGCAUUUUACGGUAAUGUGCGGCAUUUUUACAGUAAUACAGUGCAAGAAUUCACUUUGACGUAAAAUGCCGUAAUUUUGCAGUAAAUCUGCACGUUUACGGUGAAAUUCCGCAACUUUACUGUAAAAUAUCGUAGAAUUACCGCAAAUUUACGGUGAAUUGCCGUAGCUUUACUGUAAAAUGACGCAAUUUACCGUAAAAUACCUCAACCUACUUUCUUAAAUUUGAAACAGUGAAAAUAGUGACUAUUCACUGUUUACUAGUGAAAAGUAUGUCACUAAUUCAAACAGUGGUAUACUUUUCACUAGCAAUAAGUGACUAUUCACUGCCAAGUAGUCAUUGUCACGUGAUUUUCAAUAAUUCGUUUUUAGACAGUAUACCGUAAAAGUACCGCAGUUUGUCGUAAAAUACCGCAUUUUUCCGUAAUUCUUCCAAGUACGGUAAUUUACUGUAUCUAGUAGAAUUACCGUAAUUCGGAUCCGCUAGGGUACAUAAUGCUAAAAACACAAAUCAAAGACUAGCAAUAAAAAUAUGCUGGUGUCUUAAGAAAUUCUGCAACAAGUAAGUCCCCGCGCGUCUUACCCGUUUCUUAGGGAAGUCAUAGAACAGAUUUACAAAAGACAUCUUAUGGACAAAAUCUUGCCUCAGACGAUACUAAGACUAAAAAUGCAAACAUGUGUUAGACAUGAUGCAAAUCCAUGUAAAACUUCUAAGAAUGCUACUAAGUAUGAACAAAAAACAACUAAAAUUUCCAAAUUAAUUAAUUUAUAGAAAAAAACUAAACAAUUUAUCGUGUCGACAUGAACUAGUGGUAAAGGUGGAUAUCAAAUUUAUACUUUUAUUAAUUUAUACAAAACUAGUUAUUCCAAUAGAUUAAAUAUUAAAGAUGAAACUUCAUCAGGCUUAGAAUCGAUUUUUACUUUUAGAGCUUCCGGUUUCCCUCAGUGGCGAAGAGAUUAUCUUAAGUCUUCAUGCAAUAAUAAAUAUACGGGAGUCAAUGGUUUGGAUUAAAAUAAAUAAUCGAAGUGGAUUAAGAAUUUAAAAAAAGUUUGAGCAAAUUUAAGAAAAUUUUUGAUUAAAAUAAAAAAAAAUAAUAAAUUAAUGUUUAAAUGGUCCUGUUAUUCAGUACCCUGGUCUAUUCUCUAGUACCUGCGUCUAAUGUUAACAAAUAAUGUCAAACAGUAUUAACACUAUCAAUAAUAUUUAUUUCUCAAAGAAUCACAAUUGCAAUAAAUUUGAAAUUUUGAACUUAAAACAAAGUGAUAAUAAUUUUUUUUUUUCCUGUGGUUUAAUGAGUGUUUACAUAUUAAGAGUAAAGUGUUUUAUAUAUUUGUGUAUAGAUGUUUUAAGAAUGAUGUCUUUUAAUUAUUAAGUCGUAACUAUUAAUUAAAUUAAUAAUUAAUUAAUCAAUCAUGUAUAUUGUUAAUAAUUGUGCAAUAACUAUAAUUAACUGAUAUUAAUUAUAUCAAU